AUGAAAGUCACCCCGCCUGGUGUCCGCGAGCCGGAAUUUCACUUAGCAAUGGCAAACCUCACCCAUUCGCAUCUCCUGAAAUGCCUAGCAAGCUUUACGUUCAGCUCAAAAUAUCAUAUGAUAUACGAGAAGGCAGAUGAUGACCUAGAAAAGUUCAUGAAGGCGCGUAACAAUCCCACUGAUAUUCCCUCCUUUUCCGCGCCAGAUCUCGCGAGACAGCUUUACGGUCUGGCUGGCGCUUUGUCUCUCAUCCAUAAUCAGGAGAUGGCCGUGUCAGGUCCUAACCCCAACCUACUCAGUAUACCGCAGCAACCGUCGUCGCGCACGGGAUACAUCCACGACAUUAAGCCCGACAACAUUCUGGUUUUCAUCUACGACCAGAAUGGUAAGAAACAGUACUGGCUCCGUCUUUCAGACUUCUCGUGCGCCAACGUCCGUGAUCUUGUCAAGUCCGUCAGCGGCCAAAAACGGGAUAGUUGGCGUACCGACAACAAAAAGAGUACACCGAAUUAUCGAGCGCCGGAGUACUUACAGGAUGAAAAGAUAUCCCGACCGUACGACUUAUGGUCUCUCGGCUGUGUCUAUCUUGAGUUACUUGUAUGGUUCAUGGAAGGCUACGAAGCACUAGUACAGUUCCGUAGCGCUCGUCUAUGUCAAGUGAAGCCAGGAGGUAUAUACGACGAAGGAUUUUGCUACAUUGAGGAAAGCAGGAAUGCAAAGGUCCAGAUACGAGAGGUUGUGAUACAAAAGCUGAGAGAUAUGUCAGCUUGCUGCACCGGCGAUUUGAAGGACAUUGCAGACGUCCUCCCAAGACUCCUAGAGAUCGAUUCGAAGAAGCGAGUCACAGCUGGGGAACUGGUCGAACAGCUGAGCCAUCUCGACACCGGCGAAAGUCCUCCCUUCGACUACCAACAACCCAACUCUCUUAUGGUGCCUAGUAUGUCUACUGCACAAGUCCCAGCUUACGAGUCGGACUCCGAAUGCUCCAGUUUCGAGAUGGUGAAGAUCACUGGAGCGACCCAGUAG
Cucurbitaria berberidis CBS 394.84 is the source of this 1026-nucleotide messenger RNA. RefSeq names its product kinase-like protein. Bases 1 to 1026 code for a protein of 341 amino acids. Gene Ontology annotation, molecular function: protein serine/threonine kinase activity; ATP binding. The transcript has a single exon. NCBI's taxonomy places the organism in Eukaryota, Fungi, Ascomycota, Dothideomycetes, Pleosporales, Cucurbitariaceae. The record is from RefSeq and is a predicted model, not a curated record. Gene Ontology annotation, biological process: peptidyl-serine phosphorylation; peptidyl-threonine phosphorylation.